Molecule: messenger RNA, 10356 nt
Organism: Sarcophilus harrisii (Tasmanian devil)
Lineage: Eukaryota; Metazoa; Chordata; Mammalia; Dasyuromorphia; Dasyuridae
Gene: NHSL1
Product: NHS like 1
Exons: 8
Coding region: 1844-6883 (1679 amino acids)
Biological process (GO): cell differentiation
Source: RefSeq, a predicted model, not a curated record
CAAACACCAUAUAAGACUGAGCUCUUUACAGCUUUUUAGGGUUCCCUUGAUAGCAAUAUGCAUCAGUUCACAAAAGCUCAAUAUGCUAAAGGAGCAUUGAUCUGGGAUUGCAUAUGAAAAGUGCUAUUGGCUCUCAGGCAUGAAGGACAUGUCUAUGAUCCUCUUUUUAAAAAAUUUUAUUGAUAUUUCUUUUUGGCAUCACCUUCUUUGUUCAAUGUGUCAAUCUCCUUUCCUUCACAGAGAGCCAUCCCUUCUAAUCAGCAAGAUCACCCCACCCCCACCCCCCAGUCUGCAAAUAAGAGAUAGAGAUAUAUUCUUGUAUAUUCUUCUUCAUGGUCAUAUAUUGACCAUAGAUUUAUUGCUGUUACAAGUCAAUUCUGCAUUCACAAAUUUUCCUCGAGUGACUGAGAUGAAUGAUAGAACUGGAAGAUGUCGUUGUUGCUAACAUAUCUAUCUAUCUAUGUUGUUAAUUCUGGGACAGUAUGACUAUUUAGAACUCUGGGUGGCUGGAGGAUAGAACUUAUGUAGAUGUAUUCGCGGUUCUAAAUGCCACUGUCUUAUUUCGUUGUUGAUGAUUUAUGUAUAUCCUCUUUUUUGCACCCUGUCUGCUAGCAGCAAGGGAGUGUUAGCCAGUCAGAUUUCCCCAUUGUGAUGAGUGGUCUGAUAGCUAUAUUAGCCUAUAUGAGAAAUACAGCCAUUUGGAUUAAUGCAUUCAGGUCAAGCUAUGACAGUUAAAGGGAUCACAUAUCCAUAUUGUAUAUAAAAAAAUCAGAAAUCCAUAAUUGUGAUAGAAAUCAUUAAAAUUACAUCUAAAAAUCCUCUUUAUUAAAAAUAUUCCCUUUAGUCUGAUUAUAAAUCUACGCAUUUCUUAUUUACUAUUUAGGAAUUAGUACUCUCUAGUGACACUUGGAUUUUCCCAGCUCUCGGAGAGGGAAUUCAGAAGUUUGCUCUGCCACUGAGAUACUGGCUUUGAAAAGGCGGAGAUUUCAACCUCCAAUACGGUGUCUUUACUACAGGAGAGAGCCUAUCGUAUUUCACUCUAGUGCUUACUCUGUAAUCCAAGCAAUAGCCACGCAGUCUGUUUUAUUGUUUGUAGAGUCCUUCUGUAGAUCCGCAGCUUUUCAUAGACAGAAAGGAGAAAAAGGAGAGAGGACAAGUGGGAGGGUAGAUGAAUGAGUUGUAUCAGUCUGAAGGAACGGAGCACUUUGAUGUUUCUCCAAUAACUCCUGUUUAGGUGGGAGAACUAUUGCCUUUGUGGGAGAUAGGCAAACUGGGACCCUAAGUUAAAACUGAGUCUUUAUUCCCCAGGGCAAGGAGGAGUUACUUCCUUAUGCAACUGCAGGCUGGAUUUCAGUCCCUGUGGGAGAAAGAUGACUGGGAGAGGAGUAAGAUUACAGUCUUGGAGGCUAGGUGCACAAGGAACAAAUGGGUGUGCUUUGGUGCUAUACUGCACAAAGUCUUAAGCUUUUUUGGAACCAAGAUCCUGCUUCAUUUUGAUUGUUUUUCUUUUCUGCUUUUAUAUUUGACUGUGGAUGAAACAUCCUCGAGGAAAAGGACUUGGGAAGAUUUAUCAACUUAGUGACCAAGUGCCAAAGAAGUCUGACUAGUUAAAACACAUUGUUGCUCUUUACUCCCUGUUCUGGAUACCCCUUUCAGCCUCUGCCUCCCACUUCCUCCUCUUUAAAAGGAAUGGCCAGAAGUAACCCUUUUGGAUUUUGCACUGAAUGUUGCUUAACGAGUGCGAAGGUGAGAAGAGCACUGUGUUAAAGGACCAGGAGCAACUUUUUGAGAGUUUUUUGUGUAGUCUGAUUUUUGUAUAUAGUGAAUUCUGAUGUAAAAGAAGAUGAAAAAGGAGUGUGCUUCAGGUUCCUUCAGACUCAAGCCAAAUUCAGGUUCUCUCUCACGUGCUGUAAGCUGGAUAAAUUUCUCCUCCUUGUCCAGGCAGACAAAGAGGUUGUUCCGCAGUGAUGGAGAGCUCUCAAUAUGUGGGCAGCAGGUAGAAGAUGAUGAUGAAAAUUGGAUCUACAGAACUCAGCACAGAAAAGCUGUCUCGAAUUUAGAUGAAGAGAGUAGAUGGACGGUUCAUUACACAGCACCAUGGCACCAGCAGGAAAAUGUCUUCCUACCCACCACAAGGCCACCCUGUGUGGAAGACUUGCAUCGACAAGCCAAACUGAACUUAAAAUCAGUGCUGAGAGAAUGUGAUAAACUGAGGAGAGAUGGUUAUCGAAGCUCUCAGUACUAUUCUCAGGGACCGACUUUCUCUAAAGCCAGCUCAGCUUGUGACACCUAUAAAGAUGAAGAUGAAGAAAGUAAUCAAAAGUGUUCCAUCUCUUCCUCAGAGGAAGAAAAACUUAUUGCUACGAAGAGAACCAGAACUCCAACUUCAAAUGACUUAUCUGAUAUUAACACCCAGACAAACUGGACCAAGUCACUUCCGCUGCCAACACCAGAGGAGAAGAUGCGACAGCAAGCGCAAACAGUCCAGACAGAUGUGGUUCCUAUUAAUGUAACUGGGGAGAAUUUCGACCGCCAAGCCAGCCUUCGGCGGUCUCUAAUUUACACAGACACUGUUGUAAGACGGCCGAAGAAAGUCAAAAGGAGAAAGACUAUUACAGGAAUCCCAGACAACAUACAAAAGGAGCUAGCUACUGGCACUAGCCAGAAUGACUUCCGUGGUCACUCGAUGUAUGUCCCAGACCACUACUCCACUUUAGGAAGGCUUGACAACUAUCGGUCUGUCAUUCAGCGUUCUGAAACCAGGGACUCCAGUUGUCAGACUGAUGAAGUGAAAGUUGUGCCUCCUUCAAUGAGAAGAAUAAGGGCCCAAAAAGGCCAAGGUAUUGCUGCCCAGAUGAGCCAAUUCUCCAUCUCAUCAGGGAACAUGUCAGUGAUGAGUGAUUCUGCAGGAGUUGUGUUUCCUUCACGCCUCUACAGUGAUGGAGGUUUCCAUAGUCUUCCUCGCCCUGGAACAAGGGUAUCCCAUCAUCCACUAGAAUCACCACAGGGUCUUGUUAACCCUGCAGAAGACUUGGCUAAUAUUCUUUCUUACCAGAUGGGUAAGUUGCAAGUUGAUGAGAACCUUGAGCAAAUUAGAUGUAUCCCAAGGCCUGGGACAUUAUCGAGGCCCAAAUCUGAAGAGUUGAGGCAUUAUGAAAGUGAAAAAACAAGCCCAGCUUGUGUUGUUUCUCCUCAUGCAACUUACUCUACCAGCCUCAUAGCAAAUGCCACAAUUUCUUCAUCAUCAGAGGUUAUUGCUAUUCACACAGUCCAGAAUACUGGACAAUUGGACAGCAAAAUCACCAGCUCAUUAUCUUAUGCAAAGACAAUGAAGUCCAGAGACAAUCUUGCCACCACCAGUGCCAUAAAAGAUGAUCAUCAGUCUUCCAGUGGUAACUGGAGUGAGAGUAGCUCUACCCGACAUUCACAGACCAGCAAUGUGGUCAUGAUGGCAUCCCUCUGUGGCUCAGAUGUCUCUCUGAACACUCCAGGAAGCAAGGAGAAUGGGUCCCGAAAUGUUGCCUAUAACUGCAGAAGCAAUCUGAAUUUUCUAAGUCAUUCCCAGGAUAGUGAUGGCAAGAGUGAGUCUAGUUACUCAGGUGAUAGAGCACAUGGUAGCACAGAGGCCUGGGAAUAUAAAACCUUAGGUAAUGAGAGGGCAUCCCCACACAAGCCACUUUGUAUUACUCCUGGCUACUCUACUCCCACUAGUAACAGGAGCAGCAAUAGUUUAGACCAGACCUCAGUCAAAGAGGAUGCAAAUGCAGUUCGCUCCGACCAUGAUGGCUUCUACACUUCCAUGCAUAUGGACUCUGUACUUAAAUCAGGAAAACCGUGCAAUAGCAGUGAUGGCUUUGGGAACCCCAGGCACAGUGUGAUUAAUGUUUUUGAUGGGAAAGCCCAGAAAAACCAAGGUGACCAGUCACAAUACUGUGAUAAAUCUCUGCCACGAAACAUUUCCUUAAAGAAAGCAAAGAAACCUCCACUUCCACCUUUCAGAACAGAUUCUCUUCGAAGGUCCCCUAAGAAAAAAACCCAGCCCAAUGGGCAGGUGCUCAAUGAGACUCUGAUUGCUACCCUCCAGCAUUCCUUGCAAUUAAAUCUGCAGCGUAAAGAUAGCAGUUCCCCUUCCCAGAGCCCCUGUAGUGAUUACGAGGACCCAUGGCUCCUCCGUUCCCGUAGCCAGAGCACAGUCAGCACAAGCAGCAGUAUGGUGUCUGCCACAGCCCCAAACGUGUACUCUCUUUGUACAGUCACGCCAUCCCAGAGCGACACAAGCAGUGUCAAGUCGGAGUAUGGUGAUCCUUGGGGUUAUUAUAUUGACUACACUGGCAUACAGGAAGAUCAGGGGAAAUCUGGAGGAAUGUGUCCACCUAGUGCUGUGGCCCCUUUGUGUGAUUUUUCCACCAGCCACCUCCAGGAUGGGUCCAGGGCACCUAUUCCACAGGGGUCUAGUGGACUGGCCAAACCAAAGAACACUUCCCCAGAGAAGUCUCACAGGGUCACUUCCCCAUCUAGUGGUUAUUCUAGUCAGUCGAAUACCCCUACAGCGCUUACCCCAGUGCCUGUGUUUUUAAAAUCCAUCUCACCAGGAAACGGAAAAUCAAAGUUGAAGCCCAAAGUGCCUGAAAGAAAAUCCUCUCUGAUCUCUUCAGUAUCUAUCUCUUCAUCUUCAACUUCCCUUUCUUCUAAUACUUCAACUGAAGGUAGUGUGAAUAUGAAGAAGUUAGAUUCAGCCAUUCCUUCUCUUUCUCCAGCACCUCUACAUACUCUUGAUCAUUCCCCUCUUCCUCCUCCUCCUCCUCCUCCUUUGGCAGAUGUUUUGGAGCCAUCCACCGUGCAACACUCCCCCAUUUUCCCUCCUCCACCACCAGAAAUUCUUGCUUCUUCCUUCCUUCCAACUGAUACGUGCUUUCCUCUUCCCCCCACAUCCUUCAGUACGCCAGAUUCAGCUGCUUUCUUGCCACCACCUCCUUCAUCUCUUUUUCCCUCAUCAGUUCCUCCACCUGCUCCACCUCUUGACCCCAAGUUGAUGAAAGAAGCUUGGCCUUCUUUUAAAAAGUGUAGCCAGCAGGAUUCUUCUUGUGCUGUAUUAAAACAGCCUCUCAACCAGGAAGAAGCCACUAAACCACCAAUGCCCCUAAUAACCACUAAAGCAUUACAGAUGGUACGGUUGAGGCCUGUAAAAAAGCCCCCAGGAACAUCAGGAGUGCAGCCAGGCAAACCAGCUUCUGAAACAGAAUCUCAGGAAAAUAAUACUGUGGUUCCCCAGGGUCCAUUAAAACCACCUUCUGCCUUGAAACACAGAGAGAGCCUCAAUGGAAUGGACAGCAGCAAAGCCCAGGAUGUCCCUGUUAAAAAUACUCUUUCAUCUCCUGCAAAGGACUUGUGUUUGGGUCAUCAUAGCAGGGAAGCUGAGCUUUCCUCCCUUCAAAGGCAGGGAGAUGCAGUGCAUCCUGUACCAUGCUCGGAAGUAUCCUUUUUAGGAACAAAUCCUGAGGAAGGAGUGCACACUUCUGGGCAGGAUUUGGAAUCUCCCAGCCUCAGGACUGCCUUGCACCAGGAGCAGCCCAGCUCUCCAAAAAAGACACAUGGCUCCUCACCCAGCAGGAAACCACCUCCUAUUUCAAAGAAACCCAAACUGUUCCUUGUCGUGCCACCUCCGCACGUAGAUUUCACAGCAGAGAAAACAACCAAAGUGAAUGAAAGUGUCAGCAGCUCAACCAGGGGAGAGGUGGUUGAUGUGAAUGGCAGAGAGGCAAAAGCGGGGUUUGCAGCAGGACCUGGUUCUGCCGAGGCAGACUUGGAAAGCUUGGUGCCAGAGGGAGGAGCUGCAGGAUCCACCUUCCUUGCAGAAGUGCAAGUGGAUGUCUAUAUGGUACAGCCUGAUGCAUCACCAACUCAAGGAGCUCCCAAGCAGGAGGAGCCAAGCAUUUCAGAUGAAGGCAGCAAGACAGAGAGCAGGGAAGACACUGAUGGUAACUUGGGCAAUCCCCCUUCUCUAGAGGAUGGAAAUAUUGGGGUAUGUGAGGCUGAGAUGGUAUGUACUUCCCCUGGAGCAUGCAGUAACCUUAAGGAAGAUGGGAGUGAUGAGGUAACAACUCCAAGUAGACCCAGGACCACAGAAGAUCUUUUUGCAGCUAUCCACAGAUCUAAACGGAAAGUCCUUGGCCGGAAGGAUUCUGACGAUGAUCAUUCCCGAAACCAUUCUCCAUCACCCCCCGUGACACCCACUGGUGCAGCCCCCAGCCUGGCUUCCCUUAAACAAGUGGGAUCAAUACAGAGAAGCAUUCGUAAGAGUAGCACUAGCAGUGACAACUUCAAAGCUCUGUUGCUGAAAAAGGGGAGCCGGACAGAUGCCAGCUCUCGAAUGUCAGCAGCGGAGAUGCUGAAAAAUACCGACCCAAGGUUUCACAGAUCCAGGUCAGAGUCCUCAUCAGACACCCCUGACAGCCCCUCAAGCUGUUCUCCAAAUAAGAACAGGAGGGCCCAGGAAGAGUGGGCCAAGAACGAAGGCCUGAUGCCGAGGAGUCUGUCCUUCUCUGGCACAAGGUAUGGCCGGAGCCGGACGCCACCUUCUGCAGCAAGCAGCAGGUACAGCAUGAGGAACCGGAUUCAGAGCAGCCCUAUGACUGUCAUUUCUGAAGGGGAAGGAGAAACAAUGGAGCCCACGGAGAACAGAAUCCAUCGGACUUCAGGAGUUGGGAGGGAGAAGGAAAUGGAUGGAUUUACUGGGAACCCAAUGGACACAAGUGAACUUCCCUAUUCUGAAGAGCAGGGCUCCGAGGAGGCCCAGGCUCCUAACCAUUUAGAUGCAAUGGAUAAGGCAGAUAGUAAGGUUCUAUCAGCACAGUGUAGAAGUUCUUUAAGGGAAGAGAGUUAGGCUUCGAGGACAAAUAUGCUUUCCACCUUCGUGUUCCAUGUAAUAGGCACGUUGAUAAGGUAUGGGUACCAGGGGUACUCCCAGGGUGAGACCAUUCACUUUGCUGAGUGUUGAUUACACUCUGUGUUUGUGCUGAGUGCCAGAUCAUUGCUGGUUCCAUAUGGUAGAGGAAGAUCUAUAGGACUUACAUGGUGUCUGUGCCCUCUGGCUUAAAAGCAAGUAAAAGCUUAACUUCUGAAAGUCCCUCUGGGGAGCACUUUUCCUCAGUGCUGGGCACGUAAAGGUCUAUGUGCUUUUGGGGAGUCUUUUUCUUUUAAUUAGUGAGAAAGUGUAGGAGCAAAGAGGUAAACCUAGGUAAACAGAAAGCUUCUGGGACAUAAUAUGGUUGUUGCUUUUGAAGUAUAUUUAUCCAGUUUAGUGAGUUCCAUAAGCAGGAAAAGUCCACAACUGUUGAGAGGUGGCGGCAUUGCUAAUUCAAGAACCAAACAAACCAUGUGAAUAUAGAUGCAUGCGUGCUUUUGGAUUUAAGCAUGCCAUGGUUAAUACAGAAAAGCUGGUAGAGAGCUGGAGUCAUUAGUUCAGGUACUUUUUUCUGGGGGGAAAAAAAAAAGAUUUUUUUUUUUCUUUUUUGUAAAAGUGACAAAAGUGUGUGAAAAUGGCACCACUAAAACUUGGUGUCUGCUGCUAUGCAGCCACCUACUCAUACAGCCUUCAGCCUAAUUUUUAGAAGGUGUGUGUAGUUUUGAAUGAAUUUCUUCCUUGAAUAGAAAUUUAGACAACCUUGGAGAAAACUGAAAUGAUUUAUUGUAAAUAUGCAAAAAGACUCUAGUGGUAAUAAAAGAGAAGAAUCAGAAUAAAUGACAUACUACUAGAGUUGGAAUUUUCUGUUUAUAAAUAAAAUUAUUUCCAAAAUUAAAUAUGAAAGCUUGCACUACAAAAUUGUGGGUGGAGAUGUUCCCUUUUAAAACUCUAUUUUGCCAGAAUUUAGUUUCUGUUUGGCAAAUUUCUCAUCACUUGAAAUGUCAAUAUUUGGUAACUUUUGGUCAUACCAAAGAAUAAGUUAUGGCUGUUUCUUUCUAAGCUGUCUGUAAUAUUCCUUUUUUAAAAUAACAUAGAAGGGUCUAUCCUAAUUGUCUUGUAUAUUGGAAACGAUACUUAGAAGAAAACACAGUUCUUUUUAGUAAAGGAAAAAUAGCUGGAAUUGGCAUGUUGAAUUGAGCUCUUGAGCCAUAUUAGGAAGUUUUUAAAUUUAAGAACAAAAGAUUUUAUACUAAUUGGCUUGUGCAGUUUUUAUAUUGUCUGUAAAUAACUAAGGUUGUUAAUUACAUUUUUAAUCUUCCCCAUCUUAGAACUUAUCCAUUUUUAGUAUAUAGGGGAAAGUAUUUAGAUUUAUUUAUUUUAGGGAAAUAUGCUUGUGACCCCUACCUCUUCCACCUUCCCUAUCCUUUGAACUCCUAUGUUAGUCAUGUAAAUUCAGGACCUUCACUAAUAAAAUCUUUAGCAGAGGGAUCCAAGGGAUCUAUGCUGUGAUACUUAGCUCAAAUAAAAUGAGACAGCCAAUUGUUAUCUUGUCUUUUAUAUAAAAAUAUCUUUUUGGAUCUGCACUAAUGUUUUUACAUCUCUCCAACAUAUCUAUCCUAGGCACUUCAUAGUCAUACCAGGAAACCCAAUGUGUUUUUGAGGCUAGCCUAAAGAAUGUGUUCAGGCUUCUUCUGUCUUUUGUAGAAUUGUUUUAUUUCAAGCUGAGAAACCAUCAGGACCUGAUAUUAUUCAACAAUAGAAAUGCUUUAUGAUAUUUCCACAUAAGGCAUAAGGGUCCUGUAGUCUGAAUACUUAGAAUGUUCCUAUGUAUGAUAAAAAUUAUGCAAUCUUCUGUAAGAUCAGAAGUGUCUGAAUAUUGGAAUCUACUACUUAAUAAAUUAACUACCUUGAAGGUAAAGUUGAUAACAAACCUCAUUAAGAGAUUGUCAGAUUUUUAAAAAUUGUACAAAAAUGCUAUUUAAACUUGCUUUAAUAAAAACAAAGUAAAGUAAUAUUUUAACAUUUUCUUCCUACUAUGUGUUGGUCACAAGAUAGUGAAAUAAUGGGGCAAGUUGUACUUUAUACACUCAUCAGAUGUUUUGCUUGAAUGAAAAAGUGAGAACAGCAACUGAGACCAGAAGAUUCCAGUGGGAGGCAAUCUAACAAUGAGGAUCCAGAAAAGGCCAUAAACACUGGGUUGAUAGGUGCUAUACAUUUGGGAAAGAACAAAUAAAAUAUUAUGUAUAACAAAUAUAAAUAACAUAUGGAAACAUUUAGCCGCACUUUGCUGCUUCUGCUGAGACAAAGGAAUCUUCUACAAGUAUAUAGAGAAUUUAAGACAACAAGGACCUAGGUUUAAUUGAUGUUUUAGGUAUGCUGAGAAGGCAACAAAGUGUGGUGAAUAGAGAACUGGGAUCAGGGCUGGGAAGGCUUAGGUUUCCACUUCUGAAUGAUACUGACUUUUUGAUACUGGACAAGUAAUAAUCUUUACAAUGUACUGAGCAGGAACUCUUGUGUGUGUGUGUGUGUGUGUGUGUGUGUGUGUGUGGCUGUGUGGCUGCAGAGAAGCUGUCCACCUACUUUGGUAUAGUUAUACCAUAUAGCUGGAAAUUUUCUAUACUUGUAAAAUCACAAGUAUAGUCCUUAACCCUAUCCUAGAUAUUCUAAGAUCUUCUCUGUAGCAUUGAGUAGCUAGCUUCCUGGGUUCUUGGUUAUCUUAAGAACAUCAAACCUUUUUUUUUUUUUUUUUUUGUUUUUUUGUUUUUUUGUUUUGAUUUAGUGACGCUAAAAUUGGACAAAGACAAAUCUGACAACCCUCUCCUCCAGCAUUAAGACCUUUUAAAUGCCAAAUAGUCCCAAAUUGGUCCUGUGGUUGUGAAAGGUUCUUCACAUUGAAUUACAGAGAACAGAAAAUCAUAGGGCUCUCCAAGAAAAGCUUAGAAUAAAUGACUAUUUGACAUAUCACUUGAAUAAUAGGGUAGACAUCACUAACUCAGUAGCGCAUCCUCUGAUCUCUACCCUAACCACUACUUUUAAAGAAUAAUUUGUUAUCUCUUUUGCUUCUUACAAUGACCUUUUACGAGACUAGUGGUCUAUUAUUCUCAUUUAAUAGAUAAGGAGCCCGGUUCAAAAAUUUUCAGUACCUUUCUAGUAGUCACUCUUUAGCAAGGGCUGGAAGUAGUAUUCUUUCCCAAUUCUUCACUGGCUCCAACCUUAGCUUUCUACCCUUGUGUCAUUCUGGGUUUAGCAUGAUAUUUGAAAUCUAUCCAUUAGAUUGGGGAUGUUUUGGUGGGACUUAAUGCUAAUCAUUUGUACUCAACUGACAUGAUAAAUUACAAUGGCAGGAAAAAAGGCAACACCAAGGAUGCUUUUUGCUCUCACCCCCAACUGCCUCCCACACAUAUGUGUAAACACAAACUCCUAUUCUCAUCCAUAGGCAAUCCAUUACUAAA